Molecule: messenger RNA, 728 nt
Organism: Glycine soja
Lineage: Eukaryota; Viridiplantae; Streptophyta; Magnoliopsida; Fabales; Fabaceae
Exons: 2
Coding region: 211-540 (109 amino acids)
Source: RefSeq, a predicted model, not a curated record
UUGUGAAAUGAAAGGUAGUAGUAGAUAAGCUCGAUGUGGUAGUGAAGAAAGAAAGUGAUUUUGCAGAGAGAGAUUUCAGACAACAGGGACCCAUUUCCGUAAUUUCCCUGACUCAUUAUUAAAACCCCUGAAACAUUCCCGAGACGACGACGCAUUAAAGCCACAUCCAAAACCCAAAUCCACACACUUUUGUUUCUCUCUUCCUCUUCUAUGGCUGUGUCUGAUGCUGUGGUGAGUAACCUAACGCUGCUCUAUGUGGCGCUGAUCCUCUCUAUUAAGGCCUACGGCUUCCUGUGCGGACGCAGCUUCAGCGGCUGCUUUGUGCUCGUUGCGUCCACCGCCGCGGUGGCGCUCAUUCUCGUUGCCACGCUGACGUGGGACGUGUCUCGCAAGGCCACGUAUGCAUUUGCCGCCGUUCAGCCUCCUCCUCCUCCUCCGCCGCCGCCGCACCACACCCACGAAACGUGCAAAGGUGGCAUCUGCUGGCACGGCGUGGCGGUGCGAUCGCCGGCGUCGCAGGUUUGGAGUUGGAGACACUGAUGACUGAUCAUAAUGGAGUGAGCAAAGCAGCGGUUUCUUUUGCUGACAUGAUAUGAACUAUUAUAGGUUGUUAGAGGAAAAAAAUAAAAGGAUGGUUGGUGAAGGUGGACUUAUAUGUGUGGUAUUUUCUGCGGUACUAAUUUUUGGAAAAAUUAUAAAUUUAACAAAGAUUUCAUUUUUUUAAAAAA